This is a messenger RNA of Pyricularia grisea, 1893 nucleotides long. RefSeq lists its product as uncharacterized. Lineage: Eukaryota; Fungi; Ascomycota; Sordariomycetes; Magnaporthales; Pyriculariaceae. The transcript has 5 exons. The coding region runs from base 555 to 1853 and encodes 432 amino acids. The record is from RefSeq and is a predicted model, not a curated record.
CAAGCAUGCAGCCCUUAGAUAAAUAGAUGGCCUCGGCAGCUUGGAACUAUGGCCUGUUUGCAGAUUUUGACGAUGUUUUGAGUUGAUUGCGCCUCUUCCUCCGUUCGUUUGUCGUCCCUGGCAUCGACCACCUCCUCGCUGGGGUGACCCUGCGGAUCGAACCCAAGUAUCCAGUUCCCCCUGAGCUGAAUCGUUUAACACGUACCCAAGUAUACCUUACUUUUUACUGCAGCGAUCCCAUCAGCCUCCGUACGGAUCAAGCCGAAAAUUCGGGUUUUUAUUCUUGGGAAAAAAAGGGCUGGGGGUCCACAACUGGGCGCACGAACAGACGAUCCAUCCCAAAACUACGUACGGUCGCAGCUGAUCGAGAAGAAAAAAAAGCUCCUACCGAGAUCCAUCUCUGAAGAAGCACUACUAGUAGUAUUUUCUUCUUUAACUUCAAUAACCACAUUUGGCAAAGGAGAUCAAAGAAGCAAAAUCAGACGUCGAUCUCAUGGCCAGAAAGCAAUAAUACCCUACCAGUCAGUCAGCAACUGGGGCAUCAAACACCCGCAAUGGCAUCUCAAGUACCCGCCGGCGCCGAGGGCACGGUGGCCGGCGUCAUGAUCUACUGCAGCAUCUGCCUUAUCGCCAGCUCGAUGAUGAUAUGGCUCACAUGGACACAUCAGGAGAGGACGAGCUACGUGGCCAUGCUUGCCUACUUUGCUACUCUCAGCAUUUUGGCAUCUCUGGCCCAGCAAGCACACGACGUUUUGCGCUAUCGAACACUGGUCGCGGAGCAGUUCGAAAACCGCAAGCUUCACCCAGGUAAUCCCGAGAUCGCCAUUGCCAACGGGUCGGUCGGCCUUAGUUUGGUCUUGUACUACAUUCAAUAUUAUUGUUAUAGUGUUGAGGCGAUGGCCGUGAUGUUCUGGGCCGGCUACCUCGCGCAAACCUCCAACAACCGUUCGAAAUGGAAGAAGGUUUUCAACGUGAUCAACCGCGGAGGCAAGAUCUUUGCCGUGCUUUUCCCCCUCACUACAAUACUUCUCCUCCGCAUUCCUAAAGUGCAGGAGAAUUUUGUUGUCUUCAUUUUGCUGGCAGAUCUGCCCCUCAUGCUGAGCCUCCUAUUCGGCUGCAUGCUCAUGCUGAUCAUCUUUACCCGAUACGUCAACUCGAAACGCAAGUUCCUCCACUGGGGAGAAGACGGUAACACCGGCACAUACGGCACCGGCACAGGCGUCGAAUCGACCCUCGAGAGCGGCCACCGACCCGCGACCCGCGACCCCAAAGCCUCCACCACCACCACCACCGUCACCAGCAACGCGCCCCGCAAGAAGCGCCAAGGAAUAUGGGACCGCUGGCUGAUGCUGCGCUUCACCAUCGGCUUCGUGGCCCUCAGCAUUUUCGAGGUGACCAACACGCUGUUCCAAAUCAUGGCCGUCACCAACGCCACCUCCGACCUUGCCGCCGCCGAACCCGACAUGUCGCCCGAGCGCGCGAGCGCCGACUGGAUCUUCUUCAUGCCGGGCGUCACGCCGGGCCUGUUCAUCUUCAUCAUCUUUGGCACCACGACGCCGCUGAGGCGCUACAUGCGCGAAAAGUUCGUGCCCAAGAGGUGGCGCAGGCGCCAGGACGACGUGGAGAAAGGGUUGGGCAGCAAGCUGUCGACGCUGAGGAGGGCCGACAAGGCGCCUAUCCCGCCGCCAAAGGAUAAUGUUCACGUCACCUCCGAGAUUGAACUUUCCGUGUCGAGGAUGCGGGGAGCGUCGCGGAGUGGGAGGCUGGGAAAUGGAGGCGAUGCGGUCGAUUCUGUGAGGUCGGAUAGUGAUGAGUGGCCGAUGCUGCCGAUUAUGAAGCAUGAUCGGAGGUAGUUUUUGGCUAGGGUUGUGUACAUAGUUUAGAAGCGCUGAU